AUGGACAAGCAAGUGAAGGACAGAAUGGAGAAAAACGAACAAGCUUUGGUUCUUCAGAUUCUUCGGGAUUUUGCAAAGACCUCUCCCCCUCCAGAUCGUCUGUCAGACAUCAAAGAUGAGGAUGUAUUAAACGCAAUCUCUAAGUUACCGUGUGGUGACUUGAAGACGGAGGGUUUGCCGACUAACAUCCGAAGUCUCAAGAUUCAGACACUCAGAAGCAGAGUCGAUGAAGUAGAGAAGGAGCUAAAUGAAAAGGGAGAAAACAUUGUCCCUAGCAGCCACAUGUUUGGUGUACUAAACGUAAGCAUACGUCAUUCAGGAGACUUCGCACUCAAGAACCUGGCACAACGAAUUCAAAACCGAUUAGAUACAAUCGCUCUUCGAGACAUGCAGAGGAAAUAUAACAGGCAGACACCCAUCCAGCACGUGCAGGAGUUCGAGAAACGACUUCUGAGUCGAUGCCUGCGUCCUAAGGGGGAGAACGACCCCACGGAGAACCCUGUGCUGCUGCGCCUGUACUGGCUGCACCAGGAGGAGAGCCUGGACAGCAGCGUGCAGCAGUUCACCGAGAACCCAGGUGAUUUCAAGAUCAAUGAAGGCUUCAACAAAAAGCUUCGUUUCUUCCUCAGUGCACCGGAAGUGCCCUUUAGAUUGAAAACGAAGGCCAAGAACUUUGUGAGACGCCUGCAGGCAGUGGGAAAAGUUCAAAGGCCAACACCUCGAAGGAGAAGGGUCAGGCGACGCGACUCCGAUGAUGACGACUCUGAUGAUGGUAUCUUUGGUUACGAAAAUCUCCAUGACGACUACUUUUGUUAA
This is a messenger RNA of Pomacea canaliculata, 816 nucleotides long. RefSeq lists its product as uncharacterized. NCBI's taxonomy places the organism in Eukaryota, Metazoa, Mollusca, Gastropoda, Architaenioglossa, Ampullariidae. The record is from RefSeq and is a predicted model, not a curated record. The transcript has 3 exons. The coding region runs from base 1 to 816 and encodes 271 amino acids.